CUCUGUUUCACAUUAUCAUUCUCCUCUCUAUAAAUAAAAUGCCAUUAAUUUCAUUGUUUCCCAUUAGGCCCACAAUUCUACUAGCUCAAACUUAAUUGCUCUGCAAAAAUGACUUUGGAAGCAAGUGAAAAAUUAGUGACCAAACAACAAACAGGUGGUGUGCAAGCAUCACCAGCACAAGAACCUGAUCAUCAGCUUCCUUGCCCACGCUGUGACUCUAUCAACACAAAGUUCUGCUACUACAACAACUAUAAUUUGUCUCAGCCCCGCCAUUUCUGCAAGUCUUGCCGCCGUUACUGGACCCAAGGGGGCACUUUACGUGACAUCCCCAUUGGUGGAGGUAGCCGCAAAAAUGCCAAACGCUCCCGUAUUUACACCAAUACCCCCUUUUCCUCCACCAUUGCUUCAGUUUCUCCUCACGUAGUACCCGGUAAUUCUCCGUUUGUGCUUCCUCUUCCUGCAGCCAAUCAAUUACUUUUUGGUACCGAUGUGAAGCCUAUCAAUAAUUUCACGUCGUUGUUGAGUUCUCAUGGGCCUGGGGUUUUAGCGCUGGGUGGAAUUGAGGAUAUGGGGUUUGGUAUUGGAAGAGGUGCCGUUUGGCCGUUUCCCGGAGCUCCAGAUCCGUAUGGUCGGAAUUAUAACAAUGGUGGCGGAGCCGGGAUGUGGCAGUUCUCCGGCGGAGAUUAUUUUAAUUAA
Molecule: messenger RNA, 696 nt
Organism: Solanum verrucosum
Lineage: Eukaryota; Viridiplantae; Streptophyta; Magnoliopsida; Solanales; Solanaceae
Product: dof zinc finger protein DOF3.4-like
Exons: 1
Coding region: 109-696 (195 amino acids)
Biological process (GO): regulation of DNA-templated transcription
Molecular function (GO): DNA-binding transcription factor activity; DNA binding
Source: RefSeq, a predicted model, not a curated record